CUUUCGUGCUACUUACUGACGCCGCUAUCAACUAAACCACCGAGCCGCCAGCAAAAAGCUCUCUAGCGACCCUUUUUAAAGCGUCCAACCGUUCAAAUCUCUUCUAUUUAAACAACUAAUUUUCUCCUAAAGUUUAUUCAAAACAUAUGAUAAAGAAAAGCGAAAGCAUUGUAUAAAUAUUGCCUUAAAAAAAAAACAAAACAAAACCUUUUCUCCCAACCCAACAUUGCGCGUUGGUUGUGGUUUUGGAAUUUUUGGGGUUUUGUUUUUCUAAACCCAACACACACACACGCCUCCUGCUCGCCACUUUUAACCUUUUUAUCCCGUUUUAACUAAGAACAAUCCGCCCCAUUUUCCCUCCCUCCCUCGACCCCCUCCCUUCCUUUUUCACCCCACUCGUCACCACCGUUUUAUGAUCAGGGAUGUAAAUGAGACCUGCCAGUGGAGUGAGCUUCAUUUGCAAAAGCCUUUACACGGCAGUGGUGGAUUAUAUGCAAGCUGCGUGUGUGUGUGUCUACGUGUUCACACAAUACGAAAGACAAAGGAAACAAAACUCCCUUUCGAUUGCAUGUCUGGCUCUCUGGGAGGUGAGAUAGACGGUGGAGGGGGGGAUGAAUCGAGCGUCACCGUAACGUGAUUUUCGUUUAAACAAUUGGAAAUUUGACACUACACGCACACACACACACACACACUCUCAGACGACAUUGCACAGCAGCGCAGUAGGCCGGGGCUGUCACCGCGUGAUCUUUCUCGUUUAAUCUCCGCUAGAGUAACGCAAUCGAAUCAACUUCAACUCGCUUCCCCAUGUUUUUCUUUCUGGUGUCCGUGUGCGCGACAGACGGCUGUAGUCAGUUUUCCACGCCAUAGAAUGUCGCUCCCCUUUCUCGUCGCAUUCAUCUCAGCACAACAAUGCGGUUAAAGUAGUGAAGCCUUUAUCCGACCUCGGAGUCUGCUUUGAUCUUGCUGUGCUUCAUAUUCUACGCUGGUCCGUACAGCAGUGUGGUGGUUGGCUGCGUGUUGGCUCCACAUACCAUGUCCUAAAAGUGCAGUUUUCCUCACAGUUUAACUAUAAUUACAGUGCAUAAAAUUACGUCCAAAGUGCAAUCCGUGUUAUCAAAACAAUAACCCCCGCCCGCAGAAAGGGAAAAGGCAUUCAAAAAUCUCAUCCAACCAUCAUCCUUAGAUCAUCACAAGUGCGGUCGCGGAAAAACUGGCUUCCCAUCGUUAACGGUCGCGUGUUUUUUUUCGCGGAAAAUGGAUUAGCGUGUGUGUGUGUGUGGACGUGCUUUCUUGUGUCCGUUUAUUGCGCUCGAGUGUCGGGCAAUACUGCCCGUAAUCGCACGAAAAGUUGGGCCACAACUUGGAGGAAGGAAAAUUGAAAAUCUGCAACACCCGUAGCCGAAAGGUCCACGCGGUGCUUCACCAUCGCAAGCAAGAGGAAGUUCUAAGAAAUUGUCGUUGGAAAUCUGUGCCUUAUCAUCGGACGGGCGCGUACCAACCCGGAUUCAUUUCCAUUCCCCGGGUUUGUUUUUUUGUUUUGUUUUUGCCCGGGAAAAGGAUUCCCACCGGAAGGAAGCACCCGGCAGUUCCCGGAAACCCGUACCAGUCGGUGGGCGGCCCCCCAUCACCUGCCUGCCUAGCGUAAAAGCCACCAGUAUAUGUCCCUCGUGCGCAGGCCGUGAAAGCGACGAGAAUGUAGAAUGAACAUUCCGGGUUCCGUCUGCUUUCCUGCUGCUCUCCGGAGGCACCUGAUGCGUUGUCCCGAUGCCUACCGGCCCGGCCAUUCCCAGUAGUGGAGCGUGGCAGCGGCGACAGCGAGUAUGCAGAUUACAGUUGGCCCACCGACCGGUUGCAGCGGUUGGAGCGCCGGCAGACGACGACGACAACUGUGGGCGUAUGGGAGCACAUCCGGAAAAUUCCUCUACAUAAAUAUUCUGCUCGUACUGCUGCACAACGCACUUUUCGUUGGUGGACUGCGCAAAGGCAAGCUGGUACUGCCAAGCUCCUAUACCGCCCUCGGGGACGAUCUGGACGUGCAGCUGCAUGCCGAUCCACUGGAGCUGGCGACGGUGGAACGGCUAAAGCUGGAGAUAUCGCGCCACCUGCCGGGUUCGGCCGGGACCGUUGCCACAACGCUCGACAUACGGGUGGACGUGAACCACAACGUGACACAGAUCAAGGUCCCGUGCCAUCACUUCCUGCACGGUGGACAUUACGAGCUGGCAGUGCUGGAAGAGAACGCGAGCCAUACGCGGCUGGGACAGGUGAUGGACGAGCGACUGCGACAACCGCUGGAAGUUAGUUGGCCCUCCGUACGGCUGGCGAUCGUCCCGAACCGAACCGACACCUAUCCGGAGUUGAAGAUCCAAGGAAUGCUCGAGUUCCGCGAGGUGCGUUGUCAACUCCCGCCGCAAACCGUCGAUUCGCUCGAUCUCCCCGAGCUGUGGCUGGAACUGUUCUACUGUGGUAAAUCCAUCGAAUCGUGCAGCCACGGCAACAGCUCGCAACCCUUCUCCCAAGCGCAGGUCCUCUACACGGAACAGGUGCGAGGACUUCCGCCCAGCCGGGUGGUCGACUUUCGGUGCGACCUCUUCGGGCUGGCCGGGUACUAUGGGUUGCAUCUGAAGUCACGAACGGGCGAACCGGACGAUCCGUCGAUGGCACCACUGUUGCAGGCCCGUGCCCUGCUGCAAGCCGACUGGAGCAAGCAGUACGUGUUCACGGUACACACGCGCAGUAUCUUUCCCUGUGAUCCGCACGGUGCUGGAAUACGGGUGCUGUUCCAGUAUCCGGCUUGCAUUCUGAACCAAGCGGACCGGGUACGGGUGUACGCCAAGCUGCGGGCGGAUGUACUCUCGCUCGCACCACCGACCUCACUCCAUUACCUCGCGGAGCAGCGGGUCAGCAAGGGUCAACAUUCGCUGUACUUCGAGUGUGAUCUGUUCUACGAGAAGUUCGUCGAGUAUUGCUUCGUGUACGUGAGUCAGGCGAUAUCGGGUGCGGUCGCGGACAUACGGAUGGACUGUGUGCCAACGCUGCCGGUGUCGGCUUCCGAUUCCGGUGGAUGGGGACCCUGGAGCAACUGGACGCACUGUUCGACCACAUGCCGGGGUGGCAUAAGAAAUCGCUAUCGAUUUUGUGACUCGCCGCCACCACGGUACGGUGCAAAGUUUUGCGAGGGUCCUUCGGUACAGACGGAACGUUGCGGAUUGGACACGGCCGGUGAUUCUUGGGAGUGCAUGUUCAGUCCCGCCAUCGGUGGCAUCAACCUGCCCCUGGAGAUAGAGGAUGUCAACACGGAGAUAGGACCCGGAUGUCGCUGUGGUUGCGUUAUCCAUCUCGGGAUGGUAAAACCGAAACGAUUGCUCGGGUCUUCCUCGCACAGCUGUCCCGACCGUAGCCUGUGGCUAAUAAAGGGAGACGAAGGAUGUCGCGUGCGUAUGUCGAUCGAUUUCCAAAAGUUUCCCUGCGAUGGACAGUGGCUGAAGAUACGGGACGGUGACUCGGUUGCCGACGAGCUCCUGCUACAGUUCGGUGCCGAUCGAGCAGCGGAAACUGCAAGUGCAAUGGCGGAAGCGACCGGCAACAUGUUGCUGGUGGAGUUCUUCUCGCGUAAAACGGACCAGUACGAUGAGGCGUGCAAUGCGGGAUUCUUGGGCCAGGCGGAGCAGAUCAAACUGCCGCACACAGCGCUUCAACCGACGGAAAACGAUACUUCGAUGGCGAGCAAGGUGAUAAUGCCGAUUGUCGCCGGUCUGCAGAGCUAUGCCAGCUUUACGAUCGCACACGUGUGCGCGAUACUGUUCAUCUGUUUCAUCGUGUUCGUUAGCUUCCUGCUCGUGGUGCAGUACAUCUUCCGGUAUCGGAAGUACGAGCUGGCCACUAGCAGGAUGGAGGCAGCCGACUCUCCCGCUCACACACUGUUCGGGUCGAAUCAAUCGAUCGAGCAGGGUGCACCGAUACAGGCCCGUUCCCGGGCCGUCUCGACGACCACGCUCAUAUCCGAGAUUGUGUCGUACGUCAAGUUGCGUCCAAGGGUGACCACUUCCAUCCGGCACGAACGCUUCCGGGAAAGUGUGGAGUAUGCGCUUGAGUCAUCGAACAACAGUCGUUCGGAGGCAGUACGUUCGGAUGGAAGCUCGGAAAUCGUUAUGGAGCUGCAGGAUCGAAACGCAACGGACGUGGAGGAUCGGGAACAGCACGGAGAGGGUGGCGAGGAGACGCCACUUCAAAGUCUUAACGAUCUAAACCAUCCAAAGGAAGGAUCGACGGAAGUUACUCCCAAGGAAUGUGUUGCGCCGAGCAAGGACGUUCCGGAGUCGGAUGACGAACGGUCCACAACGGUCAGCUCUGCGUACUCAUCGUUAAACCGUGAGAGCACUCCGCUCGUAGGAGGAAGGUCCAACAAAUCCAACGUGGAGGUGCUGAGAACUGGCGAUCAACUCGUUAAGAGCGCUACUUGUCUGAUGGCUACGUCCAGCACCAGCACAGCCACACUCACCAACGUUAGUCCGUCGGAUGCUGAGUGUUGCUCGCCGGCAGAGCUGAGCAUCCGGAGUCCCUUGGCAAGACGCAACACCGGCACCUCGAUAAGGACACGAAACGCGAAGGAAAGCAAAGAGAAACGGAACCUUCAGAAGCUGUUGGCCGGGUCGGACUAUUCGCUCGGUGCACCAUCCGAGCAGGACAUGGAGCUAGACUACUACGACUACAAUGUGAUUAAUGCGGGCGCUGCUCCAGGGUCCUAUCUCGGGAUGGAUCCAGCCUUUCUCGUUUGGAUCCCCCCACUGGACGAUGGUUCGGACGAGGAUGCAAAGCCGCACCAAGCGCCACCAUCCGACGAUGACGAUGACGAGCUGACAGAGCUUGCGAAUCGUGCCGCCGAGCGAAUGGGACCCGAUUCACGGUGCGGCAGUGUAACGCCAAGCGAAGAACUUAUCCGCCAGCUGGCCGAACAGAAACGGAACGAUUACGUGAUCGUUUCCAACAGCAUCUCCAAGAGUGACAUCUGUUCCGAAAGUGACGGUGCGUCAACGGAUGGGAAGCAACCGGUAACGGAGCGACGGAGGCGAAAGCUGCACGAGCUAAUACUAGUGCGGCGGAACGUUGGCCACGGCAGUGGUGGUGGUCCGGGUGAAACGGGAUCUGGAUCAUCGGUACGGAAAAGCUCCUCCGACGAGUCUACCGAGGAAAGGGAGAAGGAAACGUCCUUCACGAAGUCUCCGGUGGACAACAAACAGAUUAGUGAUUUCUACGAAAUGGCCGACAUAGCGUUUGCGGACGAUGAAGCAGACGAGGAGGAGGAGGAGGAACAACCGGAGGGUGAAGAUGCUCAUUCGGGAGGCGGGUUUUGUGUGGAUCGUCCAAAGGGCGGUACGAUCCUUGCAGCGACGGAAUCCAACAAGUAUCAGCACGUAGUGACGACAGCGGGCUCUCCGCUCUAUCGGGAGGGCGAUAAGAUGGUUCAGUAGAUGAUGUGGUCCAUAGUUUUGUCUAAUUUCAACACACAUAUGAACACACACUGGAAUUGCGAAAAGUACAACUCACUGUAGCACGAAAAACCAUAUCGGUCGGCAUUCGGACACCUACCCCAGGACACACACCUUCACAACAACCCGCAACAACACUAUUCUAGUCAAACUCGUCAGGAACAAACCUACUACUGUAUAGUGUGAUAGAUCGACCACAGGACAACCAGAUACCUGCAUCUUCUCCUCCGUUCUUUAGAUCUUCUUCUUUAGAAUUUUCGGUUGCAUUCGCCGUAGAAUUCGUGUAGUGACACUACCUGUGUACUGAGAGACUGAUCAAGGUGUAUAUAGAUAGGGUUAGAGUGAACGGCGUCCGAUUCCUUUCCCCGGGACGGAACUCCCUUUAGUGGCGGCGGCUCUCUUUCUUUGAUGGCUUUACGGAUAUACCAAAAAAAAACCCCGUGGAAAAAGCCUUUGCUUUAAAUUAGCUUAGGCCGCAUUAUAGCUGUACGAUCGCGGAACCCUCUAUACAGGGUUUCCCAACAACGAGACACAGAGCGAGAGAGCGAGAAGGAAAUUAUUUAAUCUAAAAAUGAAAAGAUCAGAACAUUCUGCAAAAACAAAACCCCCUAAAAGCUUACUUUCGAUGCGCUUAAUGAUUCUAUAUAUAUACGCUCUAGGAUAAAGAUAUACCGAUGUAUAUGUACGAAUACGAAUGUGUACGUGUAUGUAUAUGCAUCUUGCCUCUCGGUUUGCAAAGGUUGCUUUUUGCUAAGGCAGUAGUGCAUUAAUAGCUUGGUAGCUGAGUUUUAAAAUGGUGUUUCGUUUCGUUUAGCAACAUUAGCGGGCAAGGCAAAAUCAACCACACACACACACACUCUUUGGGAAUCAAUCAAAAACUAAGUAUUUAUAGUAUACAUGAAUACUAAAUAAAAAAUUUAUGUGCAAAAGACAAAGCGAAGAAA
Messenger RNA from Anopheles stephensi (Asian malaria mosquito), 6433 nucleotides. RefSeq lists its product as uncharacterized. NCBI's taxonomy places the organism in Eukaryota, Metazoa, Arthropoda, Insecta, Diptera, Culicidae. The coding region runs from base 1821 to 5471 and encodes 1216 amino acids. The record is from RefSeq and is a predicted model, not a curated record. Gene Ontology annotation, cellular component: cell periphery. The transcript has 9 exons.